AUGUCUGUCGUCUCCGUAAAUACCACCCGGAACCAGAAGCUGGAGCUGGAACAGGAACUGGAGAAACGUUCUCGCACCGCUGAUGUGAAGGGAAAGAGCAGAGAAGGGAUUGCUCCUUCUCCCCACCCCGUACACUCCAAGGAUGAUGCCGAUGUGGAUGAUGACGACGGUGCCGAUGAUGAAGAGGAGGAGGAGGAGGAGGAGGAGGAGGAAGAGGAAGACGAUGACGAUAAUGAGGGCGAAAGCAGUACCCGGCCUGGACAUCCGCAUCUUGAUAUGUCCCAGAAGGAGGACGAGGCGGACGAGAUUGUCGGGGUCAGUAUUGGAAGAGCCCAGGACCGCAUCAAGGCCCGUUGCACGCCCAUCGAGGAGAAAAACUUCAUAUUGCGAUGGGAUCUUGAUAACCGAUAUGACACUGGUACCGAUGACACUGUUCCUACGAACGAAGGCGGCGCCGGCUUGUUUCUGUCUGAAGUUACGGUGGAACCGGAGUCAUUGGAAGGGGAGAAAGAUGAAGGCGGACCGUAUCCCGGACAUGCAAGGACUCGAACUGCUUCAAGCGAGAAUGGAGUCGGUAAAAAACCACCCAAAGACGGACGAGAAGGACGAGGAGGGAAACGGGCACCGCGAUCCGGCCUCACUCGGUCCAUCUUGAAAAGCCGGUCACGAGAUUCCAGUCCCAAUUUCAGCAGUCUGAAAAAGUUCCUGCCAGGUCCUCUACUAGCAGGGCCGCGGUCUCGCAGUCUCAGUUUGAAGCUGCCCAGGCCCCUACCCAUCGGCUCGGACCGCGACAGGAAGCGCUCGUCGGAUAAAUCGCGGCGACGAUUCUCUUGGAUGAGUGGUCCAAAUGGCUCCGUGGACAAGCGGGAUCCUUCACGUUCGUCUCCCAGGACGGCGAAGGGCUUCGAUUCACGCGUGCGCAGCAGCAGCACCGGUCCCGGAUCCGGGACUGGUCAUUCUCUGCGGAAAUCCACGUCUGACCGGUCGUUGUAUUUGACGUCGUCCUCUGCAUCGUCGUCAUCGUCACUCGAAGAUGCGGACCGCUAUGAGAACGUGCAUUCGCAGGUCAACAUUCGAUUCAAAGCCAUCAAGGAUACUCUGCACGAUUCCAGCAGAGGAUUGCUCACAAUGCCCUCGAUCCCAGUGCAUCUACCUGACUUCCGCUUCGGAGACAAUAACAACCAGAAUGGUCAGUCGGAAGAUGCAGAUUCCCGCGAGGCUCAUAAUGGAGGAAACGGCCCGCGCCAAGCCCCCUCGGACAACAUGUAUCCUGUCCUUUCCGAGGCCAUGGCCUCUUUGACAGGCGACGUCGUCAUUAUGGGAGGCUACCGAGGAUCCGUCCUGCGGUCCGCCAAACCUCCCCAUCGGCAACUGUGGAUUCCCGUGAAAACCGGCCUGAAUCUCCGCAAAGUCGAUCUGGAGGUCGGCCUGAAUCCGGAAGAUGAAGAACGUAUGGAGGAGACUGUUAUCCCUGGCGAGGUCCUGUCGCACGUUGGGCCCGUGGACGUCUGCCGCAAGUUGAUCAAGAAGCUUCAGAAAUGUGAAAAUUCUGUCAAUGGCGACUUGCGCGUCUGGGAAUACGGGUACGACUGGAGGCUGAGUCCUCGUCUCCUUGCAGACCGAUUGGUAGCGUACCUCGAGGGCCUACCUUGCAACGCCCCCGGUGUGCCGCCGGAGAAGAGAGGUGCCUAUGUCAUUGCACACAGUCUGGGCGGCCUCAUCGCCCGACAUGCCGUCAACCAGCGACCCGAUCUCUUCGCCGGCGUCCUCUACGCAGGCACACCCCAGCACUGCGUCAAUAUCCUCGGACCCCUCCGUUGCGGCGAGGACGUUCUCCUGAACUCCCGCGUCCUCACAGCCCAGGUCAGCUUCAGCUUUCGCACCAGUUUCGCUCUUCUCCCCGAGGGCGGACGCUGUUUCAUCGACAAGCGAACCAAGGAGCGGUACAUACUGGAUUUCUUCGAUGCAAAAACCUGGGACGAAUACCGACUGUCACCGGUUAUCAACCCGCCGCUUCCCCCGUUGACCCCAAAGCACAGCAUCGGCAACCUCCCGCUUAUCGGGAAACGCUUCACAACCGUCAGAGAUGUCUCUCCAGAGGGCAGCGGUUCCGACUCGGCAGGUUCGGGUACGAAGGAGGAGGAAACGACUACAGCACUGCCCCACGAACACGCAGACGGACACAGAUACCCGCGCACCUUAAACCCAGACCAAGUAGCCGCCAGCGCCCUGAAUCCAGAUGCCCAUGGCAUGAUCGGACCAUCAACCGGUGCCCCCCGUGUCCCUCCAACCUCCAAAGCAGCAACGACCUCCACAAUCCCCCGCCACGAAGCAAUGAAGUAUCUCGAACGAACCCUCUCAGAAGUCCUGCAGUUCAAGAAGGAGCUCGCCUUCAAUUCAGCCCACCAGUCGGAGAACCGGUAUCCACCCUUUGCCGUGUUAUACGGCAAGUCCAUUCCCACCGUUUACGGGGCGAGAGUCUGGUCGCGAGAACAGAUCAAACACCAGGAUGCGUACGACGAUCUUGCCUUCGCUGCUGGAGAUGGGGUUGUGCUCGCGUCUGCAUCUAUGCUGCCGCCCAAGUACCGCAUUAUCAAGGGCGGGUUGGUGAAGAGUGAGCGCGGCCAUGUCAGCCUUCUGGGGGAUCUGGAUGGCGUGGGACAGUGUCUUUCUGCGCUGGCUCGAGGGCGUAAAGAGGGUGUUGGGUUGGGCUCUGCUUUUUCGACUACUUCUGCUUCUCCGUCAACGGAGGAAUAA
Monascus purpureus is the source of this 2757-nucleotide messenger RNA. The record is from the annotation of a GenBank genome assembly. NCBI's taxonomy places the organism in Eukaryota, Fungi, Ascomycota, Eurotiomycetes, Eurotiales, Aspergillaceae.